Cuscuta epithymum is the source of this 9704-nucleotide messenger RNA. Lineage: Eukaryota; Viridiplantae; Streptophyta; Magnoliopsida; Solanales; Convolvulaceae. The record is from the annotation of a GenBank genome assembly.
UAACAAAGAUACUAUCAGAGAACAGAAGAUGGUAGUGAUGGACGUAUGAGGGACAGCGUAACCUCCGUAUCUACGAUUGUUCUUGGAGUUCGAAGCUUGUUUGGGGGUCGCCGUCCUCUGGCGAACCUCCCAACACUGAUCUCACACUCUGAUUCCAUCUACAACUCAAGAAACGAGAAAUCUUCUCCUCAUUUCUACUGUACAUCGCAGAUUUGGGGUUUUGCAGAUCUAUCUUAAUCAUCGCGAUUAAACCUAAAUCAAAGCAUCAUUUGUGAUUCGCCCCAUCCAGGCGGUCCGUUUGAUUCCGGCUUUAAGGUUUGACGUGUUGGUUUCAAGCAUCAGUCCACUGUUCAUCUUCGACCUGUACACUGAGCGCAGAAUUGUAUCAACUCUGGGUUUCUUUCUCAGCCGAAGAUUUAUCUGAUUUCACUGGCCCUACUGGGAGUCAUACUACUGAAACUAAGCUAAGUUACUGAUUUUACCUCAUUUACCUAAAAGUUUCAAUUUCCCCUAGUUUGUAGACUUGGUUCUAAUCUGAACGCUGGGCAAACUUUCUGCUCUCUGAACUGGUUUUGAAGAUUCUUUUCCUAUACCUGAUAAUUGACAACUGCUUUUUACUCCCGUGUAUAUUCAAAACUGUCUGUGCAAGCUAACUGUUUUUAAUAUAGAGUUUCUGGCAUUUGUCCUACAUCUUUGCUGGAUAAGUUUUCUGCAUAAAUUUAUUGUCUUCUGCAUCAAAUCCAAUUUUCCAGGGUUGGGUGGUAGAUCUUUUGGGUCUGUGUAUUAUUGCAGGUCCUUGUUUGUACGUGCUUUGUGUUACUGACCUUUCAGGUAACUUCAAGUGUACAAGUUGGAUAUGUAAUACAGUCCAAUGACAAGGAACAACAAGAAGUACCGUACUCCUCCCCUAAAGGAUAAUUCAUUUGAUGCAAAAAUUAAACUGCUUAAUGCCAAGAUGAAGGAGCUUGAGGAGAAAAAGAAGGAUGGGGAGCAGGCUGCCAUCCCUUAUGCUCCCAACAUCGCUCCAAGACUUACAAUUAAUCCUCAACAGCCUACUGUCAAGGCUUCAAAGGUGAAUAUCUGCGACAAGCCUGCUGUCUCUUCAAUUGGAGUUCCCCCCAGUGAUCUUGCUUUGCAAAAUAAAGAUGGUCUAGUUGAGGAUGAGUCUGAGACAAUUGGCUCGGUUGACACCUAUUCCGAGGCCAGCCUUGAGGAUACAAGCAAAGAAGAAAAGAUUGAAAGCAAAGGAUGGGUUAGCUUAUUCCAAAAUAACAGAUCCCUAUCCCAUGGAAUGCAGUUGGAAUUCAUCCCACCUAAAGGAGAUAUUGUUGACUUCUCAAACCGUAAGGUGCCUUCCAUUAUUGAUAUAUGGGGGUACUGUUUGGUUGGGAUUUUCACCGGGAGAUUUCCGGGUAUCAAGGCGGUGCUUGAAUUAAUUAGAAAAUGGGGUGUUGAGUGCAAGAUUAAACCACAUGACAAAGGGUGGACUAUCUUUCAAUUUAAAAGUGAGGAAGACCGUACAAAGGUUAUCUCCGAAGGGCCCUAUUCAGCAUAUGGCAAAGCACUAUUCCUGAAAGUCCUCUCCGAAGAUUUUGAAGUAGAUGGAGAAGAAUUUCUCAAAGUUCCCAUUUGGGUAAAAUUACCCGGGCUCUCGGUCACGCUAUGGAAUAAACCGGAAAUUAGCGAACUUGCUUCACAUAUUGGGGUGCCAAUUGUUGCGGAUGAAGUCACCCUUAACAAAACAAGGCCUAAUUUCGCUAGGGUCCUUGUGGAGGUAGACCUAACCAAACCCCCAAUGCUUGAAAUCCCCAUGAUCCAACCUUCCGGGAAGAAGAGGAAACAGUUUGUGGUGUAUGAGUUCUAUCCGAACUUUUGUUAUGAAUGCAAAAAAUACGGCCAUAACCCUUUCCUUUGCAAAGUACUUCAUCCGGAACUUAUUGAAAAAGAAAAAGAGAAAGAAGUGGUGAGAGCUACCAAUACCAUCCCAAAGGUCCAAGACCGAUCCAAGGAAAUCACAAAUGAGGAACCCGAGGAGGUCUCUUUCCAGCUUGUAAUGCCAAAGAAGAACAAGAACCAAGCCUCUUCUUCAACAACAAAAAAGAAACAGGCUGCUACUAAACCGGUGGAGCCCAAAAAUCUGGCCAGGGAGUUCUUAUGGAGAGGAAGGAAAAUAUCAAAUGUUCACCAAAUGCACCCGGAUGAUAUUGUGGUUGAAUUUGUAACCAACGAUGAUGGUGUACAGUUUGCCUUUGUCAAAAAACAACACCAAAUCAAAGGGCACAUUCCUGUGGAAAGGCUUGAUGUACAAACGCUUAAGAUGGCACAAAAGGAUGAACCGGCUAUCAUGUUCACGGACCCAUGCUUGGUGACUCUCCCGGGUGUAAAGCGUACAAAAAAAGGGUAUCACUUUAAUAAAGAAGUUUUUAUUCCUAAUGUAGCUACUUUUUUUGAUGUUAAAGCUAGUCAAAAUGUGGAGUUUGCACAAGCGAGGGCUAAAGAACAUGCUGCCGAAACAAAAGCACGGGUGGACAGGCAAGCCAAAGCCAAGGCUAAGGCUAAACAGCUUGACCCAGUACAGGGCAGGCGUAAACCGAAUAAAGAUUGGGGGGAACGGCUAGUCAAUAACGUGUAUGAAUUAGAUACUGAGGAUGUUAUUACUAGCAUGGAAUUUGAUGAGGAUGGACAGCGGACUGUUUAUGCGGGGAAGAGGGAACUCCUCCCGUUUAGUCUCGAGAUAUUCCGGGUGGGCCCAGAUUUCAAGAAAACGGAACAAGAUUGCCCUGGCAUGACCUUCACAAAUGACUGCCUGCGAUCACUCCCAGGGGUCACGCGCACGUCAUCAUGGUACGCAUUUGAUGCUUCAAUUUUUAUUCCUAAAGUGGUUGCUUUCUUUGAUGAUAACAGUGUAGAGAACAUGGAAAUUCGCAAGAGGAUGGCGGUAGGGAAAGAAAAAGCUAAGGAAAUGGGGAAUGAUUCGGAGGAUGCACACUCCUCCAACUCUGAUUAUGCUGAUGAUUAAUUCUGUCAUAUGGAAUGUUAGAGGUUUGAAAAAACCCUCUAAACACCCUAUUAUGUCAAAUUUUAUUAAAUCAAAUCAUGUGAGUUUGUGUGGUUUUUUAGAAACAAAAAUGACAAAAAAUAAUAUUUCUAACUAUAUGGCUAAUAAAUGGCCGGGGUGGUUUUUUGAAACUAAUCAUGAUUUUAUUGAUGGGGGUCGUAUACUAGUUUUUUGGAACCCCAAUUUAAUUACGUGUACACUUAUUGAAAUGGGAGAACAACACAUGCAUUUCAAAUGCCAAUGUCGUACGUCACAAACUGUAUUCUAUGCUACAGUUGUUUAUUCCCUAUAUACUGUUUUGAGACGUAGGACUUUGUGGGAGCACCUAGCGUUACUCGGGGACUCAAUUGGGGACCCCUGGUUUAUAGCAGGUGACUUCAACUGUGUUUGUUCUCCAAAUGAAAGGCUGGGUUCGGCUACACCCUCGGAUUAUGUUUUAAAAGAUUUAUUAGAUUUUAAAAUUAGGGCCAGUCUCCAAGACGCUCCCUCCACUGGACAGUUCUUCACGUGGAACAAGGGAAAUAUUUGGGCAAAACUGGACCGGGUUUUACUUAAUGAAGCUUGGGCUCAGUUGGGAAUUCAAUGCAAGGCCCAUUUCGCUGAAAUGGAGGUUGAGUUCGACCACACGGCCUCCGUGGUGUCCAUACUCUAUAAUUCCUCUUUUAGGCCUAAAGCAUUUAAAUUUUUUAACAUGUGGUUACAACAUUUGGAUUUCACUAACAUACUUGUACAGAAUUGGAAUGUGGACAUUCAUGGCUCGGCCCAAUUCCAAAUUGCUAGGAAACUUAAGCUGUUAAAACAGCCUCUUAAGAAUCUUAACAACUUGGAAUUUGGGCAUAUAUCUAUGAAGGCUAAACGUGCUAAAGAUGAUUUCAAAAGGUUAAAUAACCUCAUGAUUGACUCACCCGACGAUACCGACCUUAAAGAGCAAGUCAAGAUGGCGAGGAAAAGAGCCACAUUCCUGGGUGAGGCCGAAUGUAGCUUCUUCCAACAACGUGCUAAAGCUACACAUAUUCUUCAGGCGGAUAAGGGUACAAGAUACUUCCAUGCAAUCGUCAACAGAAACAAGGCCAGGAAUACCAUUACCUCCAUAAGUUUGGACGACGGUAGUCUAACCUCGUCUAUUGAUCAUGUUGGGAAUGAAUUUGUAAAAUUUUUCAUUGAUCUUUUUGGAACCGAGAUGGAAACCUUUUCCUUUGACCAUUCGGUACUAGGAACCGGCCCUUUGAUUGAACCAAGUGUUCAUGAUAGCCUAUUAUCCCCAAUAACAAACAAAGAAAUUAAAGAUGCUUUGUUUGAUAUUGGAGAUAACAAGGCACCAGGGCCGGAUGGUUAUUCCUCGGCCUUUUUUAAGAAGAAUUGGAAUAUUGUAGGGGGGGAUGUGAUUCGGGCGACUAGAGAGUUUUUUAACUCGGGAAAGAUGCUUAAACAGUUAAAUCAUACUGUGAUAGCUCUCAUUCCUAAAACUAGUCACUCCCCUAAGGUCUCAGACUAUAGACCCAUUUCCUGUACCAAUGUGCUUUACAAGAUUAUCACAAAGAUUAUUGCGGCAAGAAUUAUCCCCACCCUCCCGGGUUUGAUUAAUAAAGCACAAGGUGCUUUUGUGGACGGCCGCCUAAUGUUUGAUAACAUUUUCCUAGCCCAGGAACUUGUUAGAGGAUACAAUAGGAAGCGAAUUUCACCUCGGUGUAUGAUUAAGGUGGAUUUGCGUAAGGCCUAUGACACGAUCUCUUGGGAUUUUCUUGCCAAUGUCCUUAGGGGUUUGGGAUACCCCGGAAUUUUUGUGAGAUGGAUUAUGGAGUGUGUCACUACGGCCUCUUUUUCUGUUUCGUUGAAUGGCUCUCUAUAUGGUUUCUUUAAGGGAAAGAGGGGGAUUAGGCAAGGGGAUCCAAUGUCCCCUUUACUUUUUGUUUUAUGCCUUGAGUAUUUUUCUCGUCUUCUAGCCAUAAAAACUAAGACGCCGGGCUUCAAUUAUCACCCGCUUUGUGGAUCUUUAGGUAUAACCCACUUGGCCUAUGCGGAUGAUCUUAUGCUCUUUUCAAGAGGUGACAAAUACUCCAUUGGAAUAUUAGUUAAUACUCUUAAAGAGUUUGGGGAUGCAUCGGGCCUAAGGGUUAAUCAUAAUAAAUCGAAUGUUUUCAUCGGAGGGGUCAACAGUUUGGAUUUGCAGGGCAUAUUGGAUCUAGUUGAUUUUGAUCAAGGAGUGUUCCCAGUGAGGUACCUUGGUAUCCCAUUCGCACCUCUUAAAAUUUCGGUGACCCAGUAUGCCCCACUCUUGGAUAUGAUCAAUGAUUUUUUAAAUGCCUGGAAUACGAAGACGAUUUCCUAUGCGGGGAAACUUGAGCUAAUACGUUCUGUGAUCCAAGGGGUCCAGUCGUUUUGGCUUCAAGUUUUCCCAAUCCCCCAAACAAUCCUAAAUAGGAUUGUGUCGAUUUGUCGCAUUUUCUUAUGGGGAGGUAAGUUUGCAAAGGUAGCUUGGGACGAUAUUUGCCUCCCUAAAGAUGAAGGGGGCCUGGGCAUCCACAAUGCAAAGAUAUGGAACCAUGCCCUCCUCUCUCGGACCCUUUGGGAUGUCCACCAAAAGAAAGAUACGCUCUGGGUACGUUGGGUAAAUGGAGUCUAUCUCAAAGGCAGAAAUGUGUGGGAGUUUGUCCCACAUGCCCGCGACUCCCAGCUAAUGAAACGUUUAGGUCUCAUUCGAGACAAAAUUCGUGGCUGUUUCAAUAGCUUGAAUGACAUGAUACUCGGCCUGAAUGCCCGUUCCUUGAAUGGAAAAUUAACCUCCGCAAAAAUCUAUGAUUUAUUGAGAGUUAAGGGUAAUGUUAGGACUCCUAUGAGUUUCAUAUGGAAAUCCUACAUUCCCCCCAAAUUAUCUUUUAAUGUAUGGCUGGCUUUAAGAAACCGGCUUCCUACUCAGGAUAGCCUCGGGUAUCUACACAUUGUGAAUAGGUGUGACCUUUGUAAGGGUGGUUUGGAAACAAUACCACACCUUUUUUUCCUAUGCCCCUUUACGUGUAGGGUGUGGCAGCAUAUAAGGAGUUGGAUGGGACUUAAACACGACAUGACAACAUUGCUAAGUGCCAUUAAAUGGAUCAUGAAAACGCACAAAGGAUCCAGGAUGAAGGCAAAAGCAGUCCGACUAGCAUUCUGCGCCGCCGUAUACUAUAUUUGGCAUGCUAGGAAUGCUUGUAGAUUUGAUGGAAGCACGAAGAAGGAAGAGGAGAUCAUCGCGAAGAUAAAGCAUGUGGUAUAUAAGAUAAUUUACUCUAUAUACCCACAUGACUUCAUUAGCUUUUGAGGGGCAGAGGUUUUGCAUAAGGGGCGUGGACUCGCUUUGGAAAUUAUCUCGUUGCAACCUGCAACAUUAGGGCCAUUUUUGGUUUGUUGAUUGAUAUUUGUUGAUCUGUGUGCGUGCUUACUAGCAGCACCAAUACUCUUUUGCUUUUCAGGCCUUUGAUUUUAUUUAGGAAUAGAUCGAAUUAAAACCUCUCCUAUGUAAUGGGGGAGGUUUUAGGAGAUCUUGAAUUUGGUUCUUUUUUGAUGUACAGUCUCUUUUGGGUGCUAAUAUAUAUUUACAUUUCAUCCAAAAAAAAAAAAGAUACUAUCAGAUUUAAUUUGUUAACACGGCCAUAGUAAUCAAAGGUUCAAACUUAAGUAUACUGCGUACUAGGUCUGUUAUGCUUCACCUGUUAGAGAGGGGUUUGCCCUUCUUUAAUAGAUUUUAAAGUUUUUUGCACAAAAAUAAAGUUUAAGGUCAUAGAUGUGAUGACAACUUCAAGGGAUUUUUGCCCCUUUUCCCUAGGUCUUUUAAAUACGUAUAUGUUUUGUAAAAAUUAGUGUAAAAAUGUUAACACGUAACAUCAAUAUAAAAUACUUUUUUAUUAGAUACGGAGUACAUAAACUGAUUUUUAACCAUUUUUUGUCGGGUUCCAAAUUUGGGGCCCUAAAUUUAAACAUAUUGGUGUAGUUCAUUGACUUCAUUCAGGUUUUUCAAGGUGGUUAGAUAUUUUUUAUUUCGGUUUUCCGUUUUUCUGUUCGCAAUGCCCUACUUAGUACUUAAGCAUGGGAGGCAAUUUUGAUGGUAAUAGGCAUUUUUUGGAACGACGGCGCAUGAACCCAGCCGCCGGCAGAGAGAAGGCGAAAGUAUGGAGACGGAAGGUCGAUCGCCCGGCAAAGACUCUGUUUCUUCUAUCGGUAGAGCGUUUCUUUGUGAUAAAGAACAUCGAAAAUGGCAUUGAAUCAAACUGUUCGGUGACGGAGCUGCCAAAUCGCUCUAUGGGUAUGCUGGAAUUGGAGUCCAAGAUUUUCUUGGUGGGCGGUCAAAAGAAAGGCAGUUUCGGUAUGAAUCCUGAUUUCGAUGGUGCCUUUCCCAGAGAAAUCUAUGAGGUGAAACAGCUUUCCGAUUCCGUGUCCAUAGUUCCUUCCACAAUCAUGCCAAAGCUGAACGAGGGGAAGUUCCAUACAAUUGCCCAAAAGUUUGGAAGCAAGAUAUUUGUACUGCACAUGGGCCCUAAUUUCAAGUUGGACAAGUUGACAAGGAGAUACUCAACUAGAGUUUUUGAGUGUUUCGAUUCUGCUUUUCCAGAAAACGGUUGGGUUGUGAAAUCAGGUAUACCCUUUUUUGAUGGUGCCUUGGACGAGGGAGUGUAUAUCGUGCAUGGGUUCUAUCGAAUAGGGGAGAAGCUCUACUUGAACGUGAAUUGGAAAGGAGAGAGGUAUUAUGUUUUUGAUUUCAAGACAGAGGAAUGGUCCAAGGAUGACUGUUUUUAUGUGGGAAAACAUAGGUAUUAUGGCUGUCCAAAGCGUGCUGUCUCAGCUCCUGGUUUAGAUGAUGACACACAUAUCCUCUUUGGAUACCUUAAUGUGUACUUUUUCGAAGUUCGAGCUACGCUUUUCACGCAAGGAAAAGGAUGCUCCUGUUAUCAAAAUGUGGACGGAAUCUUCGACUUGGAAGGAUUGGGAGGAGACGAGAUGGGCUUAGAUGUGGUUGAGAUAGGAAAUGGUGACUACUUUGGCCUGCUGACAGCUAGGGAAUUCAAAACAGGUGACUAUUAUCUUCUUGUAUCAACCUUUUCACUUGAGGUACUCGCUGCUCGAGUGCCACCCAUCCAAUCUCUCGAUAAGCCUAUCAAAAUGACAUUCUUAAGCAUUAACCGCAAGAACCAACUGAAGUUCAACAUCACCGGGGUUGAUUUCUCUUAUUUUGCCGGAGCUGCAUGUCUUUAGGUAUUGUUUGCACCUCAGUUUCUCUUUGAGCAUCUAUUUGUGGUGCCUAUAUAUUGCAGUAUAAUUAGAUUUGAACUCCCUAAAAAUGGAUUUUGUGUUCAUUAAUACUACCUUUUAAAUGAUUGCUGGUUCUGCGAGUCUCUGGAUGGUCCCUUUAUGCUGCCCUGCAAGGUUAUGGCCAUGCUUACUUAAUUAGUUCCUUUUAGCUAUGUGUGACCCGCUAGCAGAAUCUUUUAAGCUUCAAUUAAUUUCUAUUAUCCCUGUGUUUAUGAGACUAAAGAGAUGAUCAAUUUUUUAGUGGAACCCUAUACUACCAUUCUUCACGCUGCCACUGUUAGUUAUCUAUUUAUCUACCCAUCUAUCUUAAUUGACAAUUACCAGUUUCAAUUGUGAUUUAAUCCCGUGUACCAUAUUUCUUAUCACUUUAACCGAACGAUCCUAAAACACAUCUACGGCUCUUAUUAAAAGAUCGUUCAUUCCUUUUUUCUUCGCUCACCACAUGUUGUCGUUCACUCCCCUUCUCACAACAGCUGACCAUCCGAGUUCACUCCAUUCCUAGAUGAAAAUGACCUCAAUAACACUUCUUCGCUCAUCGCAAUCCAUCCGAGUUGAAAAGCUAGAGAAGCAGUUCUUCGAAUUCACUUAUCGGAAUCUAUCCGAGUUGAAAAGGUCGAAAGCAAUUCUUCUUCUAAUUCGCUCAUUAGAGUCUUGAAAACCUCGGAAGCUCUCACAUUCCAGAGCCUGGCCGAAUUUCACUUCAAUCCACAUAUGAUUCUAUAUUACAUUCAUGCUCUUCUCAUAUGCCUUUUCAAAUUUGUGUUUGGGAGAGUACACUGCCUUCUUCCUUUCUCUUCUUGAUUUCAAGCUGAAAAGUUAUGGAAAUGUAGAAUAAGAUGGUUGCUCUUCCUUUAGAUGUCAUCAGUUUUCCUGCAAUUUUCCUCUCUUCAAGGUCAACUAAUCCCUCUUUGCUUCUUUAUUCGAAUUUAAAUUUUUAUAAUUGAUUAUUGAGCUGGAUUUCUAUUCGAUUUCAGAUUGUCUCAAAUACAUGACGAUCUUCUGCUACAAAAUCAACCAAGCAAAAUUGAGGUCUUUUUAGAUUCAUAUUCAAUAUUCAUUCUUUAUUUAAUUAUUCAUCAUCUUUAAAUAAAAUAAUUGAUUCCUUCUUUAUUGCUUGAUUUGAUUAAUUUUGCUUUCGGAUCCUAUCUGUUACAUUGUGAAGAAUGGACAUGUGAAGUUAUAACCAAAGUUUUGUUGUUGUAUGCCUUAUAUUUAUUAGAUGUACAUAUCAAAUAAAGAUGUGAGCCUUUCUUUGCGCAUUCAAUGUUGAUAGAGUGCAAAGGUCUAAAAAUUUAUAGGCGAUUUUCGAGCUACAGCCUCCACAAAGCUGCACUUUUGUAGCAAAAGAUGUUAUGUUAAUCUA